UCUUGCUCUUUCUCAGGCUGGUCUUGAACUCUUGAACUCAAGAAGUCCUCCCACCUUGGCCUCCCAGAGUGUUAGGAUUACAGGUGUGAGCUACUGUGCCUGGCCUCACUUAUUUUCCUUAAUGUCUGCAGAGUAGGCCGUUAUAGGACUAUAACAUAUUACUAGACCAGCUCUCUGUUUGUAGGCAUUAAAGGGGUUUCUGGGCUUAGGUACAGCACAUUGUGCUGCAGUUGAAUCAUCCUGCACAUGCUUUGUGCCUCUGUGGUUUUUACAGAAGGCAUUUCUAGCAGGAGAUUGUGGAGUUCUAGCAGGACAGUUUUCACAUAUGAUGGUGGAGUAGGGUGAAGACCCCUUUGGGAAUGAGAGGAUGUUUUCUCUGGGGGAACAUGGUGACCCCAGGUUGUACCUUUUUAAGGGAGCUUCCUCACUAACUAGCUGUUGUGUGCCUUGGAGCCAAUGCUUUGUGCUCUCUGGACCUUCUGUUGGAUGUCUGUGGGGUGAUUCUCAAACUCUAGGGUCUGUUCACCCCCAGGGUGCCUGUAACUAGCAUUCAGUUUCCUCUCUGGGCUUGGUGUCUCCGAGAGGCUGGAGAGCUCCAUCUUGUGGGCUGGGUUUUGGGAAAGCCCUUCAUGGUCUGCCUUUGUGAGUCUGCUGGAAGAUGCUUUGUCUCCGAUCAAAAGCAAACCACUGGGAGGUGGCACGUGUGGCCCUGUUGGAAUGGACCCUGUUAAUCUGCAUGGGUGACUCGUCUGCACACAGGGGAGAGAGACAGUGAGGUACCACGCACCCUUUGCGCUGGCACUUGCCCAGGCAGCACAACUGGGGGAGGAGUGUCUUUGGAGAUAGUCAUCUUUCUGGAUGUCACAUCCCUUUUGUAUCGUGGCAGUAGCUCUCCCUUUUCUGGUGUCUGUGGCUUUUGUUCCUCAGGAUGUAAGCUAUACCAGGCCGUGCCAUUGUAUGGUCCCUCUGCUAAGAAGACCACCAUCGGGCAUGGGACGGAUUCAAGGCCUUGCAGAUCCUGCCUCUACGGAGAGAACAGCCCAGAAAAGAAAGUUCCCCAGCCCUCCACAUUCUUCCAAUGGCCACUCACCACAGGACACACCAUCAAGCCCUGUUAAAAAGAAAAAGAAACCCGGUUUACUGAACAACAGCAAUAAGGAGCAGUCAGAACUAAGACAUGGUCCGUUUUACUAUAUGAAGCAGCCACUCACCACAGACCCUGUUGAUGUUGUACCGCAGGAUGGACGGAAUGAUUUCUACUGCUGGGUUUGUCACCGGGAAGGUCAAGUCCUUUGCUGUGAGCUCUGCCCCCGGGUUUAUCACGCUAAGUGUCUGAGACUGACAUCGGAACCAGAGGGGGACUGGUUUUGUCCUGAAUGUGAGAAAAUUACAGUAGCAGAAUGCAUCGAGACGCAAAGUAAAGCCAUGACAAUGCUCAACAUUGAACAGCUAUCUUACCUGCUCAAGUUUGCCAUUCAGAAAAUGAAACAGCCAGGGACAGACGCAUUCCAGAAGCCUGUUCCGUUGGAACAGCAUCCUGACUACGCUGAGUACAUUUUCCAUCCCAUGGACCUUUGUACAUUAGAAAAGAAUGCUAAAAAGAGAAUGUAUGGCUGCACAGAAGCCUUCCUGGCUGACGCAAAGUGGAUUUUGCACAACUGCAUCAUUUAUAAUGGGGGAAAUCACAAAUUGACGCAAAUAGCGAAGGUAGUCAUCAAAAUCUGUGAACAUGAGAUGAAUGAAAUCGAAGUAUGUCCAGAAUGUUAUCUAGCUGCUUGCCAAAAACGAGAUAACUGGUUUUGUGAGCCUUGUAGCAAUCCACAUCCCUUGGUCUGGGCAAAACUGAAGGGGUUUCCAUUCUGGCCUGCAAAAGCUCUGAGGGAUAAAGACGGGCAGGUUGAUGCCCGUUUCUUUGGACAACACGACAGGGCCUGGGUUCCAGUAAAUAAUUGCUACCUCAUGUCUAAAGAAAUUCCUUUUUCUGUGAAAAAGACGAAAAGCAUCUUCAACAGUGCCAUGCAAGAGAUGGAGGUGUAUGUGGAGAAUAUCCGCAGGAAGUUUGGGGUUUUUAACUACUCUCCAUUCAGGACGCCCUACACGCCCAACAGCCAGUACCAAAUGCUGCUUGAUCCCACCAACCCCAGUGCUGGCACUGCCAAGAUAGACAAGCAGGAGAAGAUCAAGCUCAACUUCGACAUGACGGCGUCCCCCAAAAUCCUGAUGGGAAAACCCAUGCUGAGCGGGGGUACUGGCCGCAGGAUUUCUCUGUCCGAUAUGCCACGUUCCCCCAUGAGUACAAACUCUUCGGUGCAUACAGGCUCUGAUGUGGAGCAGGACAGUGAGAAGAAGCCCACGUCGAGCCACUUCAGUGCCAGCGAGGAGUCCCUGGACUUCCUGGAUAAGAGCACAGCUUCACCAACCUCCACAAAGACGGGACAAGCAGGGAGUCUGCCCGACAGCCCGAAACCUUUUUCUCCUCAACCGUCGACUCCAGUCACAACAAAAACGGACAAAACAUCCACCACUGGGAGCAUCCUGAAUCUUAACCUGGAUCGAAGCAAAGCCGAGAUGGACUUGAAGGAGCUCAGCGAGUCAGUCCAGCAGCAGGCAGCGCCCGUUCCUCUCAUCUCUCCCAAGCGGCAGAUUCGCAGCAGGUUCCAGCUAAAUCUUGACAAGACCAUAGAGAGUUGCAAAGCACAAUUAGGCAUCAAUGAAAUCUCAGAAGAUGUUUAUACGGCCGUAGAGCACAGCGAUUCCGAGGAUUCCGACAAGUCAGACAGCAGCGAUAGUGAGUCUAUCAGUGACGAUGAGCAGAAGCCCAAGAAUGAGCCAGAAGACACGGAAGAGAAGGAGGGAAGUCAGAUGGACAAAGAGCCAUCUGCUGUCAAAAAAAAGCCCAAAGCAGGAAACCCAGUGGAGAUUAAAGAGGAGCUGAAAAGCCCGUCACCAACCAACGAGAAAGUAGAUCUGGGACCACCGGUCAAGGACAAAGCCAGCCCUGAGCCAGAGAAGGAUUUUUCAGAAAAAACAAAACCUUCACCUCAUCCUACAAAAGAUAAACUGAAGGGAAAAGAUGAGACGGAUUCCCCGACAGUACAUUUGGGCCUGGACUCCGAUUCAGAGAGUGAACUUGUCAUAGAUUUAGGAGAAGACCAUUCUGGGCGGGAGGGUCGAAAAAAUAAGAAGGAACCCAAAGAACCAUCUCCCAAGCAGGAUGUUGUAGGUAAAGCUCCACCGUCCACGACAGCGGGCAGCCAGUCUCCCCCUGAAACCCCGGUGCUCACCCGCUCUUCUUCCCAAACUCCCGCGGCUAGUGUCACAGCUACCACCAGCGCGACGUCCACCGUCACAGUCACGGCGCCGGCCUCGGCCCCGGCUCCGGCCCCAGCCCCGGCCCCAGCCUCGGCCCCGGCCUCUGCCUCUGCCGCCACAGGAAGCCCAGUGAAAAAGCAGAGGCCACUUUUACCGAAGGAGACCGCCCCGGCCAUGCAGCGGGUCGUGUGGAACUCCUCAAGUAAGUUUCAAACGUCCUCCCAAAAGUGGCACAUGCAGAAGAUCCAGCGCCAGCAGCAGCAGCAGCCUCAGUCUUCCCAGGGGACGCGAUAUCAGACCAGACAGGCCGUGAAAGCGGUCCAGCAGAAGGAGAUCACACAGAGCCCCUCCACGUCCACCAUCACCCUGGUGACCAGCACACAGUCAUCACCCCUGGUCACUAGCUCAGGGUCCACCAGCACCCUUGCGGCUUCAGUCAACACUGACCUGCCCAUCGCCACCGCCUCCGCUGAUGUUGCCGCAGACAUCGCCAAGUACACUAGCAAAAUGAUGGACGCAAUAAAAGGAACGAUGACAGAAAUAUAUAACGAUCUUUCUAAAAACACUACUGGAAGCACAAUAGCCGAGAUCCGUAGGCUGAGGAUUGAGAUAGAAAAGCUUCAGUGGCUGCACCAGCAGGAGCUCUCUGAAAUGAAACACAACUUGGAGCUGACCAUGGCUGAGAUGCGGCAGAGCCUGGAGCAGGAGCGGGACCGGCUCAUCGCUGAGGUCAAGAAGCAGCUGGAGCUGGAGAAGCAGCAGGCGGUGGACGAGACCAAGAAGAAGCAGUGGUGUGCCAACUGCAAGAAGGAGGCCAUCUUCUACUGCUGCUGGAAUACCAGCUACUGUGACUACCCCUGCCAGCAGGCCCACUGGCCGGAGCACAUGAAGUCCUGCACCCAGUCAGCUACCGCCCCUCAGCAGGAAACGGAUACUGAGGUGAACACGGAAACACAGAACAAGUCUUCCCAGGGGAGCUCCUCUAGCACCCAGUCAGCACCUUCAGAAUCGGCCAGCGCCUCCAAGGAGAAGGAGACAUCAGCUGAGAAAAGCAAGGACAGUGGCUCGACCCUCGAUCUUUCCGGCUCCAGAGAGACACCCUCUUCCGCUGUCUCAGGCUCCAACCAAGGCUCUGUUAGCAAAAGGUGUGACAAGCAACCUGCCUAUGCCCCAAGCACCACAGACCACCAGCCGCACCCCAACUACCCAGCCCAGAAGUACCAUUCCCGGAGUAGUAAAUCCAGUUGGAGCGGUAGCGAUGAGAAACGAGGCUCGGCACGUUCUGAGCAUAACACCAGUAGUACCAAGAAUCUCCUCCCGAAAGAGUCCCGGCUGGACACCUUCUGGGACUAGGGGGAAAUUGUGACACCAACUGCCUGGCCCCUGGGGAGAAAACCCAGACAGCAGGAGAACAAGCCACCUUCAGACUUGAAAAUUGUGAACAUUCAGACUUGGCCUGUGCACCCGGCACAAAGGGCAGCCUACACUACAGGACGUCCAGCAUUAGCUUCAACUGAGGACUGUUCAAUACACAUGAGCCCUAUGCUUUAUGCGUUCGAUGUAAAUAAUGUACAAUUUGUGGAUGUCACUGAACCUAGAGUACCUUCCCCCUUUUAUAUUUGUAUUGACUUUAACUUAUAAAAAAAAAAGAAAAGGACUUAAAAAAAAAACAAACCAACAACAAAAAGAAUGUUUUGAUGUUGGAGAGAAGGGCUGGUCAGUUAGCCUGUCUGUCACACAGCAGAUGGAGACCGAGCCCGGGGAUUGCUGUCUCACACAAGUCCUCCUCCUCGGAUACCCAGGGGAAAGCGAGCCGUUUCCACUUGUAUGUUUAUAGGCAACUCGGUUGGGAGCAGGAGUUUCUGCACAGACUCCUGUGCGGUGUGGGCACAUCCCAUCAAGCCAUUGGCUCCUUUCAGAUACUGUGUUACUCCAAAACACAAGCUCUCCAGACCCAAAGGACACAGGGAGGAGCUCAGUUAUUUUUUGGCAUUUAAAUAAUGACUGCCCCUAAAAGUGGGGGGGAAAACACACCCAAACGUCCUUGUUUACAGAAGAGAAACAGAAACCAUCCCUGCUCAGCUCAGUUGUAGAAGAGAAGAAGGUAGAACGUGUUAGGGUCAUAAGCUUUGAAAUCAAGAGAAAUCUUUCCUUUGUGAUUCCUUUAAACACAUUCUCACACACUUGGCAAGAGAAGCUGUGCUUCUCGGAAGCAGGAACUCGAAGGCAAGCUGCACGCAGAGGACGUUGGAGUCUGGGGUGAAGCAUGUAUGUAUUAUUUAUAUGAUGGAAUUUUACAUUUUUAUGUAAGCAUGAAACAAAGGCAAUAUGAGAGAAAAGCAAGACCCAGUCAUGCUGUUACACUACUUCCGUGUAGUACCAUUCUGUAUGUUGUGUAAAACAAGAAGCAUUGAUCAAAGCAAAAGGUGAUGUAUGUAUAUGAGAAAAUUAAUUGUACGAUAUCAUUCCAGUACAUUCUGUUGUACAUUUUAGUCUCGUUUACUUUCUCUUCAUUGUUGAUAAGAGGAUGUGAACUGUACAGUUUCCAGCUAGUUAACCCAUAUUAGAGAAGAAAUAAAGAGAGUAUUAGAAGAAAACAGGAGAGAGAGAACAUUUGUGAACUGCAGUGGUAAAAAAAAAAAAAAAAUAGCCUAGCUGGCCUUAUUUGUGAAGCCUAAUUGCUUUUAGCAUAUGGAAGUAUUUUUUCACAUUUUCUUUGUAUAAAAUUUGUAUUAAACUUAAAUAUCUUUUU
Messenger RNA from Nycticebus coucang (slow loris), 6064 nucleotides. It is a transcript of the gene ZMYND8, whose product is annotated as zinc finger MYND-type containing 8. Gene Ontology annotation, molecular function: protein binding. Bases 859 to 4665 code for a protein of 1268 amino acids. Lineage: Eukaryota; Metazoa; Chordata; Mammalia; Primates; Lorisidae. The transcript is spliced from 22 exons. The record is from RefSeq and is a predicted model, not a curated record. Gene Ontology annotation, biological process: regulation of DNA-templated transcription.